Molecule: messenger RNA, 3118 nt
Organism: Diorhabda sublineata
Lineage: Eukaryota; Metazoa; Arthropoda; Insecta; Coleoptera; Chrysomelidae
Exons: 10
Coding region: 33-3029 (998 amino acids)
Molecular function (GO): iron ion binding; oxidoreductase activity, acting on paired donors, with incorporation or reduction of molecular oxygen; monooxygenase activity
Source: RefSeq, a predicted model, not a curated record
GUUGUGAAAUUGAUAGUUCUAAUAACAUAAUAAUGUUUUUAACGACAUCCUGGUUAGUAGAUUUGGUUUUACUCCUUUUAUUAGUGGUGUUUAUAUUAUACAAAUAUUCUACGAAAAAUUUUGAUUACUGGAAAAAACGGGGAGUGUUUUACGUAAAACCGAUACCUGUAUUUGGAAAUUUCUACGAGAUACUUACAUUUAAAACAACUAUAGCGGAAGGUUUAAGAGAUCUUUAUAAUCAAACUGACGAACCUUAUUUAGGAGUUUUCGUGUUCCACAAGCCGGUAUUACUGCUGAGAUCUCCUGAUCUCAUAGAAAACGUUCUGAUAAGAGAUUUCAGUUAUUUUAGGAACCGUAGCUUAGCGUGUCCGCGACAUAAUCCCAUGACUGGUAGUUAUUUAGUUUUCCAGAAGUAUAAAGAUUGGAAAAAAAACAGACAUAAACUUGCCCCUAUUUUCACUAGUGGAAAGCUGAAAAAAUUGUCGUUGAUAGCAAAAAAUGUAUGCAACGAUUUGAAGGAAUAUAUUGACAGAAACAUACAUUUAACUAUAGAUGCAAAGGUAUUGAGUCAUAAAUAUACAACUGAAGUGAUAUCUCGAUGCUUCUUCGGCAUCAAUGCUUAUUGCUUCAAAAAAGAUGAUUCGGAUAUUCAAGGUAUUUCUAGAAGAAUAUUUGGAUUUUCUGCUAGGAAUGCCAUAAUUCAGGGAUUAUAUAUUUUCAAUCCCGAUUUGGUUGAAUUUUUCAAAUUAAAUUUUAUAAAGAAGCAGGAUGAAGACUAUAUCAUAAAGGUGCUUAAGGAGGUGAUUGCAGUGAAAAAAGCGAGUGGGAAAAAUAACGAGAAGGCUUUUGAUUACAUAGAUAUUCUGGUAGAAGCCUCGGACCAAUAUGAGAGCGAAAAAAAUGAAACUAAUAAAGCAGCACUGACUGAAGUAUUGGCAAACGCCUUACAAUUUUUCAUUGCUGGUACGGAAACGACUAGUGCAUUAAUUUCAUUCACAUUAUACGAAUUGUCGAUCAAUACUGAAAUUCAAGAGAGAGUUCGCCAAGAAAUUACAAACAUUUUAAAGAAGAAUAAUGAAAUUAGUUACGACAGUGUACAGAAUAUGGAGUAUUUGGAGUGUUGUUUACUAGAAACUAUGAGAAAAUAUGUUUCACUCCAAGUCAUCGAUAGGGAGGCGACUGAAGAUUAUGCGGUACCAGGUGGAAAUUUGGUUAUUGAAAAAGGAACAACUGUAUACGUUCCGUUCUAUGCUAUUCAUAACGAUGAAAAAUAUUUUCCGAAUCCCAAAGAAUACAAUCCAGAUAGAUUUAUAGGAAAAGAUGUCAUGGGGAAAUUUUUGAAUUUUAUUCCGUUCGGAGCUGGACCAAGAAUAUGCAUUGGGGACCGUUUCGCAAUGAUGAUUUCAAAAUUAGUAAUGGCAACUAUACUCACGUCUUACGAAGUUCAAAAAACUGAAAGUACACCUGUACCUAUGGUACUGGAAACACGAAGCUUUGUUUUCCAGUCAAAAUACGGACGAGGCGAGUUUGAGAUGCUGAUAACAUCGUUUUGGACUAUAGAUUUCAUUUUGUUUUUGAUUUUUAUAACCUACUUGAUUUACAAAUAUUCAACAAGAAACUUCAAUUAUUGGAAAACUCGUAAUGUUUAUUAUGAAACUCCGUUACCUCUAUUUGGGAAUUUCAAAGAUGUAAUUGUUAUGAAAACAACUAUAGGCGAGUGGUUGAAAGAAGCCUAUGACAGAGCCAAAGAUGUACCAUAUUUUGGAACAUUCAUUUUCGAUAAACCGACAUUAGUGAUCAAAGAUCCUCGGUUGAUAAAAAAUAUUAUGAUCAAGGAUUUCCAUAAUUUUACUGACAGAACUAUAGCCUGUCCAGAGCACGAUAAAGUAGUAUCGAAUAUCUUAUUUGUGAUGCCCAAUCCCCAAUGGAGAGAUGUCAGAUCACGACUUUCCCCAGUAUUUACCUCGGGUAAAUUGAAGGGGAUGUUUCCAAUACUUGGUAAAACUGGUGAACGUCUACAAAAAUAUUUAUACGAUAAGCAAGGGACAAUAGAGGCUAAAGAAGUAAUGGCGAAAUUCGCAACGGACGUAAUUGCCGAAUGUUUUUUCGGAAUUAAAGCGCAUUGUUUCGACGACGAAAAUGCCAUAUUCAGAGUACUGGGACGAGCCAUAUUUGAUUUUAGAUUCAGAAAUGCUUUUGCGCAAACAGCAUAUUUUUCAAUGCACAAUUUGGUGAAAUUGUUCAAGAUCAAUUUUUUCGAUACCUGGGUGGUUGACUAUUUCACUAAUAGUUUUGAGAAAGCGUUCGAAGCAAGAGAAGGGACGAAAGAGAGAAAAAAUGAUUUUAUUGAUAUUUUACGUGAUAUGAAAACGAAGGACGAGGAUUUUAAUGUAGCGAAGCUUCAUGGCGCUAGCAUGCAGUUCUUUGCGGCAGGAUUCGAAACUACUAGCGCAACAAUUUCCUAUACUUUACACGAGCUUUGCUUGAAUAAAACCAUCCAAAAUAAGCUUAGAACGGAAAUUAUGACAAACAUCGAAGAAAAUGGAGGAAUUACGUAUGAAGGUGUUAAUGCUAUGAAAUAUUUAGAUUUGUGCAUUAAAGAAACUCUCAGGAAGUAUCCCGUUCUGCCGUUUUUGGAUAGAUCUUGUUUAAACGACUAUAAACUGCCCGAUACAGAUUUAGUAAUUGAAAGAGGCACUUCAGUGUAUAUUCCUAUGUUCGGUCUUCAUAAUGAUCCCAAAUAUUUUCCACAACCUCUUAAGUAUGAUCCAGAACGUUUUCUGAACAAAAUAUACAAUUCUGAUGGAUUAGUUUAUAUUCCUUUUGGAGAUGGACCGCGAAACUGCUUAGGGGAACGAUUUGGUUUAAUGGCAACAAAGUUAGGAGUGAUAUACACCUUGAUAAAAUUUGAAGUGGAACCGUGCGAACAAACACCUGAUCCCGUAGUGUUUGAAGCAAAAAGUUUGGUUCUCCAAUCAAAAGUUGGUUUGCCAAUGAAAUUUAAAUACAUCAACCCUACUCCAGCAUAAUGAAGACAUGGGAAUUAUUUGGAAUUAAUCAAAUUAUAAUCGCGAAUUUGUAUAAGAACUAAUUUGAAAAUAAAAUUAUUUUUAUAAAA